Molecule: messenger RNA, 9081 nt
Organism: Onychostoma macrolepis
Lineage: Eukaryota; Metazoa; Chordata; Actinopteri; Cypriniformes; Cyprinidae
Gene: adamts6
Product: ADAM metallopeptidase with thrombospondin type 1 motif, 6
Exons: 26
Coding region: 1041-4391 (1116 amino acids)
Biological process (GO): proteolysis; extracellular matrix organization
Cellular component (GO): extracellular matrix
Molecular function (GO): metalloendopeptidase activity
Source: RefSeq, a predicted model, not a curated record
GACGAUCAGACGCGCGCGCAGCGGCACAUCUGCAGUGACGUCACGCCGCACCUCCCCGGCGGUGUUUGAGUUUGAGUGCUGCCUCAAAUCCGGCUUCAGUAUUAAAGGCUGCAAGCCUCUGAUCAGCUCUGCUGUCCUGCGAGCGCACCGGGCCAGUGUGCGUUACUGUUAUUACUCCUCUCUGGUGAAUCAAAGAGCACGAGACCAAACAAUAAGCCAUCACACACGCUGGAAACUUAAACAGUUAAACAUGAGCUGAGUUACACAAACUUAUUCAACAACUUUUUCAUAUUUUGGAGUUUUUUCCCCUGCAUUGCUGAUGAAGUGAGUCCAUGAAGAGCUUUUUUGGUUCCUGUACAAGGACACAACUACAUUUGUUGGCAUGAGAAUGGCUUGAAGCGAAACGAGAGAUUUGCUGAAGAAUGCACUGAAGUGGAAUCAAAUGAAGAUUUCUACUGUCUGCAUGUGUUCUACAAUAAAAGAUGAAGACGCGGUCAGUGUAAUAGUGUUGGGCAGUUGCCAGCUGUCUGGGUCAGACACGUUUUAGACUCGAGCUGCUGUCUGGAAGAAGCCGUUUUAUUAAACUCAUGAAUGUUCGUCUGCACAGUUACCGCUUCAGCUUCUGCUGCGAUAGUAAGAAACACAUGCAAAAGGAGCUGACAUAUAGGAUAUAUCUGUUGGAACUGGACGACUCUUCUGCUGGCGGUCCUAGAGAAAAGCCGGCAUUUGAUUUGAUGUUCAUCCGGCAAACAAAUGGAUCGUUUGGGACAAGCUCCUAAUAUAGAUCUGCUGUUUUGGAAUAACAUGAAGAGAAUUCAUAUGGAUUCUUGCCCUGCUCAUGGCUGACAAAGGUGCAGGAUCAAGUCACCUUUAGGAAGAGCUUUAAACCUGGGAUUAAGUGUGGACUGAGAUUCAAAUGUGUCGAGGAUGCUUGUCACAGAUAUGUUAUGGUGCGAAGCUGGAUUGAUCAUAUCGCUUUAAUCCACUUGUAGCCUCCCCCAACCCCCCUACCCCACCCCAUGUCAGAUCUUCCCUAAAUUAUGGAAAUUUUUUGGAAGACGUUGACUUGGAUAUUUAGCCUGGUCUUGGCCGCUGCUGAAGCUCAGAUCCUUUCAUACAACUCUCAAGCGGAAUUCCUGUCCACGCUGGAGCACUAUCAGCUAACAGUACCAGUGCGGGUGAAUGAGAGGGGCCAGUUCAUGAGUUACACUGUGAAGCAUUACAGGCCCGGUCGGCGGCGACGUGGACUGGACCAGGCUGAGCUGGACCACACUGAGACCAGGCUUUUUUACAAACUCUCAGCCUACGGCAAGCACUUUCACCUGAACCUGACACUCAACCCCAUCCUGGUUUCUAAACAUUUCAUGGUAGAGUACUGGGGCAAAGACGGACUAGACUGGCAGCAUUCAGUGGUCGAUAACUGCCACUAUGUUGGAUACCUACUGGAUCAAUAUAGCACUACAAAAGUGGCAUUGAGCAACUGCAAAGGCUUGCAUGGUGUCAUAACCACAGAGGACGAGCAAUAUUUAAUAGAGCCAUUAAAAAAUAUAUCCAGAAAUUUCAGUGAUGUCAACCACGAAGGACAACCACAUGUUAUUUAUAAAAAGACUUCCAUUCCUUCUCUGCAAGAGCCAAGCGAGGAGUUCAGCUGUGGUGUUUCAGACCUCACAAUAAACAGGACACCCAGCUACGAUACCAAUCCUGAAGCAAACACACCUUACCCAGCCACGGAUGGCGACAGCUCGAUGGGUGGCCACCGCCAGCGGCGUUCUGUCAGCUCUGAACGCUUUGUGGAGACCCUGGUGGUGGCGGACAAAAUGAUGGUUGGCUACCACGGUCGCAAAGACAUUGAGCACUACAUCCUGUCCGUAAUGAAUAUUGUUGCCAAACUUUACCGUGAUGCCAGUCUUGGAAACGUUGUGAACAUUAUUGUAACCCGACUGAUUGUUCUGACAGAAGAUCAGCCCAACUUGGAGAUAAACCACCAUGCAGACAAAUCUCUAGACAGCUUCUGUAAAUGGCAGAAAUCCAUUCUUUCUCAUCAGGGAGAUGGAAACAGUAUCCCAGAGAAUGGGAUCGCCCAUCACGACAAUGCUGUUCUCAUUACAAGGUAUGACAUCUGCACCUAUAAGAACAAACCCUGCGGUACUCUCGGUUUGGCGUCCGUAGCUGGAAUGUGUGAGCCAGAGAGGAGCUGUAGUAUUAAUGAAGAUAUAGGCCUUGGUUCGGCCUUCACUAUUGCACAUGAAAUCGGACACAAUUUCGGUAUGAACCACGAUGGGAUUGGGAACUCCUGCGGGACCAAAGGUCACGAGACAGCCAAGCUGAUGGCGGCCCAUAUCACAGCCAACACCAACCCCUUCUCCUGGUCAGCCUGCAGCAAGGACUAUAUCACCAGCUUUUUGGACUCAGGUCGGGGAACAUGUCUGGACAAUGAGCCUCUGAAACGAGACUUCCUGUACCCCACUGUGGCUCCAGGGCAGGUGUACGAUGCAGAUGAGCAGUGUCGUUUCCAGUACGGUGCCUCCUCCCGUCAGUGCAAAUAUGGGGAAGUGUGUAGAGAGCUCUGGUGCCUUAGCAAAAGUAACCGCUGUGUCACCAACAGUAUCCCUGCUGCAGAAGGAACCCUGUGCCAGACCAGCACAAUUGAAAAGGGGUGGUGCUAUCAGGGUGAAUGUGUGGCGUUUGGGACGUGGCCGCAGAGCGUGGAUGGAAGCUGGGGACCUUGGACCACAUGGGGCGAGUGCAGUCGUACCUGCGGCGGCGGCGUCUCCUCUUCCAUGCGACACUGUGACAGCCCACCGCCAACAGGCGGAGGGAAGUACUGCCUCGGAGAGAGGAAGCGCUACAGAUCGUGUAACACUGACGCUUGUCCAGCAGGAUCACGUGACUUUAGGGAGAAGCAGUGCGCCGAUUUUGACAACAUGCCUUUCCGUGGGAAGUACUACAACUGGAAGCCGUACACUGGAGGUGGAGUGAAACCGUGUGCGUUGAACUGUCUUGCUGAGGGCUACAACUUCUACACCGAACGUUCGCCCGCCGUCAUCGACGGCACGCGCUGCCAGGCCGACUCGCUGGACAUAUGCAUCAAUGGAGAGUGCAAGCAUGUUGGCUGUGAUAACAUCCUGGGCUCGGAUGCCAAGGAGGACAGAUGCCGUGUGUGCGGAGGGGACGGCAGUACGUGUGAGGUCACCGAAGGACUGUUCAAUGAUUCGCUGCCCAGAGGAGGUUAUAUGGAGGUUGUCCAGAUACCAAAAGGAUCGGUUCAUAUUGAAAUCAGGGAAGUGGCCGUGUCAAAAAACUACAUCGCUUUGAAAUCGGAGGGGGAUGACUAUUACAUCAACGGAGCCUGGACCAUUGACUGGCCCCGCAAAUUUGACAUUGCAGGAACAGCCUUCCACUACAAGAGGCCGACUGAUGAACCCGAGUCGCUUGAAGCUUUAGGGGCCACCACUGAAAAUUUGGUGGUUAUGGUGCUACUACAGGAACAGAACUUAGGCAUCCACUACAAGUUCAAUGUGCCGAUCCAGCGCACAGGAAGUGGGGACAAUGAAGUGGGCUUCUCCUGGCACCAUCUGCCCUGGUCUGAGUGCUCAGCAACAUGCGCAGGAGGCUCGCAGAAGCAGGAGGUGGUGUGUAAAAGACUGGACGACGGUUCUGUGGUCCAAAACAGCUACUGCGACCCGGACGGCAAACCGCCAGGGAACCAGCGACCUUGCAACACUGAGCCGUGUCCUCCGGAGUGGUUUAUCGGUGACUGGUCAGAAUGUGGGAAGACCUGCGACGGAGGCGUCCGAACACGCACUGUUUUGUGUAUCCGUAAAAUCGGACCCGCCGAGGAGGAGACCCUGGAGGACAGCCACUGUCUGACCCAUCGGCCAAUAGAACAAGAGUCCUGCAACAAUCAGUCCUGUCCGCCCCAAUGGGUGACGCUGGACUGGUCUGAGUGUACCCCAAAGUGUGGCCCUGGCUUCAAGCACCGUAUAGUUCUAUGUAAAAGUAGUGACCUGACCAAAACCUUCCCACCAGCCCUCUGUUCUGACCACAACAAACCUCCAGUCCGUAUUCGCUGCAGCCUUGGUCGCUGUCCCCCGCCACGCUGGAUCCCUGGAGAAUGGGGACAGUGCUCUGCUCAGUGUGGACUAGGGCAGCAGAUGCGGACGGUUCAGUGUCUGUCAUAUACGGGACAGCCCUCCACCGAAUGUCCAGAGUCACUACGGCCAAACACCAUGCAGCAGUGUGAAAGCAAAUGUGACGCUACACCCAUCUCUGGUGGCGACGAGUGCAAAGACGUAAAUAAGGUGGCAUAUUGCCCAUUGGUGCUGAAGUUCAAGUUCUGCAGCCGUGCGUACUUCAGACAGAUGUGCUGCAAGACGUGCCAAGGACACUGACCCCGUGGAGAGAAGCAGAGACAGAUGCUGCAACGAGCAAAGAGAGAGAAAACUGGCAGAGAGGAAAGUCAAUGCUGGGCACAGAAGAAGGAAGCCUCUCUCGCUAAUCAACACACACACAACUGCUUUUAGCCCUGUGGAACCCAAACCACUGCUCAGCACUGCGCUGACACCUGUUUUAUUUUCACUUCUGUGAAGUGGGAAUGUAUAAAAUGAUCAUUAUUGUUGUUAUUUUUAUAAUAAUAAUAAUAAUAAUUGGUAUUGGUUAUUAUUAUUAUCAAUGUCUUUCUGUUGUUAUAAUCCAAAGUGCUGGACACACACAGAAGUAGCACGGCAGAGGUAUACUUCAAAGCGCCCACAUAAGGGAAUUCAGGACAUUGGUAUAACCCUGGGUCUUGCAUACACACUCCUAACAUGGUUCUGUUGGCAACACUGCAUUCAGGAGCAUUCAAACCGACAAUGAUUGCUCACACGGGCAGCAUCGGAUCGAUUGGAAGUCAUUUGUUUUCAAUAAGAGUUGCCGAUUUGAGUGUCAGAGACUGUUGAUGGUGUGACAAAGUACUGUAACCAACAACCGGAGUGCAGACACUGUCGUUCAUGUGAUCCGGCAUCCGAUACAGCAGUCUGAUAGGAACAUUUCCAAGCAUGGAUAGUACUGAAACUUGGUGACUGCAACAUGCAUUAGGUUUAAGGUAAAAAUAACAAUCCAAAUUUUCCACCCAAAUGAUAUUUUUCACUCCUAAAAUCAAAGAAGCAUAGAUCAGGGGUAACCAAUCCUGCUCCUGGAGAACUGCAGACUUCAGUUCCAACCUGCUUCAACACACCUGCCUGUUAUUUUAACUAAACUCUGCAGGAUGGUAGCCCUCCAUGAGCAGGGUUGGUAUAGAUUCAAUUGACUUUUAGUUUUUGAUUAAAAGUACAGACCAGGGCUGCGUUUCCUAAAAGCAUCGUAAGCCUAAGUUGAUCGUAGGUCCAUUGGUGGCAAUGGGUCUAUGAUGUACUUAGGCUUAUGAUGCUUUUGGGAAACACAACCCUGGAGUGUCCAAUCCUACUCCUGUAAGGGUCAAUAGCCUACAGGGUUAGCGCCUACCUGCCCCAACACACGUCUGGAAGUUUCGAGUCAUCCUGAAGAUCCUGAUUAGCUGGUUCAGAUGGGUUUAAUUGGCACUUCACUUUUAGUCAAACACUUUUAGUCAAACUUCCCUUAGCACUUCCCCUCAGGCGAAUCCCCGCUGCCAUUUUAAGUCGACAAGGGACAUUUAUAGAGAGCCUCGAUUUUGACUAAGGGUGCUUGGCGCUUAGCUCCAUGUACCAGAAUGCAACACGAUUGUGACGUCACCUCAGAUCGUGUUUAAUUUACCCCCACAACUCUGAUAUAAUAAUUAUUUUCUAAAUAUUAAAAACAGUCCAAGCAUACCUAUACACAUAUGCUGCAUGAAACUAAUUUGUAAGGGGGAAAAAUUUUAAAUAAAUCAAUAGCAGAUUCCAAUUGAUCAAGGGUUUAGGACGUUCCAUUUUAGUCCACUGCGAGGAUUCUGCCAGUAGUGGGCACUCGUGCAACAUAAUCAAUGACGUACAGUACAUCUGAAUCAAUGAGACUGAUGGAGGUUAGCAAGUGAAGGGCAUAAAACGAAGUGGAACACAGCCAGUGUAGGACAGCAGGAUUGGACACCCCUAGAUGGUUAGUCAAUGUUGUUCAGAUGGAGAUCGUACUAGAUAUGCAUGUGGUUUAAUUGAAAUCCGUAACUUGGAACUUCUAUGUAUAUUUAUUCACUUGGCAAAUGCUUUUUUCCAGAGCAACUUCCAUUGCAUUCGUAGUUUACAACCCUUGACCUUGACAUGGCUAGAGUCAGGCUCUACCAAUUGAGGAACUUCUACAAACUAAAGUUGUUUUGACAAUAACUUUCGAAAGUAAGAUAGAGACCCAAGGGCCAAAGACAAACAGGGUAGUGUGAUUGGGUGCUUUGGUGCUGAAUUUGUGCAGAAGAAAUCUCAAUUAGAGCUUCAGAGUCCAGAUGUUCAGUUUAGUUAGCCACCUGUUUUACUGAGCUGAAUCACAUGACCACAGGCCAAAGAAUUCCACCAUUGUCUGACACUUGAACAAGGCCUGAAAAUCAGAUCAGUUCCAAAGGGAUGUUUCUACUAUUGUGUCUCUAGAAUUAUUGUGGACACCAGAGAGACAUUAAUUGCGAUUCUGACGUGAUUCUGGUUUAUGGAUCCAUAUUCUGCUUUAAAUUCUAGGGUUCUGACAUCUAUGCGUCUGUUCCGGGGACCGGCGUGUUCCAGAUGCAAUAAUUUUCACAUAAAAUGCGUGCUGCAGCCACACUCCGCCACAUUAUCAGCAGAAUACACAGACAAUCCAUCAGCACAGGGUUUACUUGCUUGGAGAUCUCCAGGUCUGUGAUGCUGAUGCAUUAGUAAAGUUAAGUGAAGGGCCAGUGCCUGGGUAACCUGCCAGACCCCGCAGAUCCGGUCUGCCAUCGACUACCUCCAAAACACCCCCUUCUUCCUCCUUCCCUGAGAUCACAGUGCUUCCAGCCCACACUUUUAAACCCUCCACACUCAAUGGUGCUUUUCUUUCCUCAGUGGAGGUCUGUUUGUUCCACUGCCCUUCUUUCGCUCAUCUUUUGAGUGGGCGGCUCUUCUGGCCCCAUGGUGCUAUAAGACCUUGAUGCAUUCUGGGUAUGCGGUCUGACAGAAAACCAAGAAUACUUUAGCUCUGUUCCAAAUCCUAGUGAGCUCCCUACCUAGACCAUAUUUUUAAGGCAUCAUAGGCGUUUCUGGUGCAACGGUCACUCCAAAAAGUUGGCUGUUCCUUUUACCUUUUUUUGAAACAAAUUUAAAGGCAGAAUCACAUUUCUUUUGUAAAGGCAAUUCCAGAAUGCAUUGCUCAGUGUCAGACAAAGUGAAAAAUAUGUGCUAUGCAUUGGCAUGCUUGUUGGAUUAUUGUGUCAUUAGUUUAGCUACUGGAAUCAAUUGUGCGUCAUGUUUACUGUGCACUUUACAAAUGCUAUUUGUGUGGCAUGUGGGGUUGUUGCCUACAUAGUGUUGCAAGUCAGUCAGUCAACAGGUCCUAUUCCCGUUACGAUGCUGCUUUAGGCCUGAAAUAUACUCUACAACCAUACAAAUGCAAAUUCUAGCUAAGCUCCGUUUUACAUGUUGCGCUCGAAACGUGUUUGACCACGUCGGCCACAAGUGGUGCUAUACUGUUACUGCUAGAACAAAUCGAGUGCACAUUCUAAGUAUGUUCAACAGGACCGCAUGUUAGCAUACUUCCAUAAGUUAUGUUUCUUGACAUGGAAAGCAGCCGACUAAGCCACACAAAGAAAAGCAGCUUGCUAGGUUUUGGAACAAAGCUUUUGUCUGUCUGUCUUUCUGUCUUUUUACUUCACAUUGAUUUAUGUUUGUAAACUUUCCAUCAACUCCAUGUUGCAUUUUUCCAUCAUCCAUGUCUGAGUGACUUAACCCUGCUCUCUUUUAGCCGAGGGAACAUCAAAUGAUAGAGCAUCAAUUUUAGAUCUCACCUUUGUUACAGAACACAAUAGAUUAAUGAAAUUGAGGAGUUAUGGAACAUUUUUAUGUUUUUUAAUCAUACAACCAUUCUACUUUUGCUGCUGCUACUCGUUUGUAGCCACAAACACAAUAUUAAUCGAUUAUGUAUUAUGAAAUGUUUAUACUGGGAUUAUUCAACAGUGAACAUUGAUCAGCAGAACUGUAGGCCCAACAUGCUGAGCAUCCUGUAAAAUCCUAAGGCUUGAAGUACAAGUUUACUGGCUUUGGGACACGGACUCUCAAUAAGACACUCAAUGAAACUGGUACUGAUCGCUGUGAACUUGUGUCUUUGAAUGUCACAUUGUUUAACCUGUACCUAUAGAAGAGAGUUUUGCAUUUUUUGUGAAUAGUUGCUUACAUUUUAUAUUCAGUAUUAUUAAUGUUGGUACACUGUUACUAAUUUUUUUUUUUUUUUUCAUUUGUAAAUUAUAUGCUAAUUUAUUGCCAUGUGUCACUUGUCUUAUGUAUGUUUCACUGCAUGCAAACUGAAAUCUAGUCUAGUGAAAUCGAUGCAGUGGAAUAACACCCUUCACGAUCUUGUUUUAGUCUUGGUAAAAUGUGAGUUUGAAUGUGUCUUAUUUGCUACUAGAGCACUCUUAAAACUACGUCAGAAUGCUUUUGUGUGAGUCGGUGCGUUUGAGUGUGUGUAUGUUGAUAUGGUAUUACUGCACUGUUUCUCGAGGGCCAGUGCUCACAAAAAUAAUAAUAAAUAAUUGUAAAUGGUGUCAAAGGGUAAGGACAAAAAUAUUCCCAUAGUAACUUUAACAUUCUCAGUCCUUUGGCUUGUACCCUUGGUGAAUCCAACAGUAUGUAAUGGAUCCUGAAUAAAAUGACUUUAAAAGGGUUGUGUUUGCUUAGAUGUUCUUUCCUGUGGUCUCCCACAAAUGGCUUAAGUAUAUCUAAAUGAGUUUACUGCUUGAGAACAACGGGUUCUUUCAUUAAAGGGAUAGUUCACCCAAAAAGAAAAAUUAUGUCAUCAUUUACUCACUCUUGUGUCAGUCCAAACCCGAAAGACUUGCUUUCUUGCGUCAAAUACACAAGAACAUAUUGCUGAAUGUACAGAGUGUUCUGAAUCUUUAUUUAAAGGAAAUGUCUAGCAGAGUAUAAAGAUGCCUUUGUCCACAUAGUGUGUAAUUAC